This is a messenger RNA of Brassicogethes aeneus, 2239 nucleotides long. The record is from the annotation of a GenBank genome assembly. NCBI's taxonomy places the organism in Eukaryota, Metazoa, Arthropoda, Insecta, Coleoptera, Nitidulidae.
UUGACAAGUUUUGGUAUGUGGAGAUUCGCUCGGUGGUUUUGAUGAUUAAAACAUGUUUUAUCCUGGUUUUUAACGACACGUAAGAGUUCAGACACCAUGAAGUUCGACGCCUCGCAAUAAUUGCAUUAGAAAAAUGAUUUAAUGUAGGACAACUAGUUGACAACUCACAUAACCUAUAAAUUUUGUAAAUAGGAAAUAGGCUAAAAUGAGUGCUUUGCUUAGAUACAUUAGUUCUGUGGGGUGGCACAGGAUUUUGUUGGUGUUCUUGGCCCUAUGGCUGAUUAUAUUGGUGAUAACUGGCUUUCCCAUGUUGAAUAGUGGGGCCUCAUCAUUGCAAACCAAAACUGAAGAACGACUGGCCAGAGCCCUGGCUGAUUUGGAUGCCUUGCAAAGGCAGAACAUCGAAUUGCAAGAAAUAUUUAAGGAUAUUACUGUAAAUAAUCUAAAACAAGACCAAUCAGAGGCGAUAGCAAACUUCCAAAUGCGCCUGACAAAAGCGGAGCACAGCUUUUCGAAAAACAAUCUGGGCUACAUAAGCCCAAAAGAGGAGCCCAACACGCAGUACGAGCAGCUGCGCAGACGUAUUUUCACCAACGCGCAGGAGUUCUGGUACUUCGUGCACUCCGGAUUGGUGGAGCUGCAGAAAAAAACGAAAGACGUGUCUCCGGACGUGUCGGAGAGUCUGAGUUACAUGAUUAGCACCGGGUUCGAGCACAAAAGGAGUUUGGUGCGGGAUAUUGCGCAGAUUGCCGAAGUGGACGGGUAUUCGAUAUGGCGCGAAAAAGAGUCGAACGAUUUGAGUAAUCUGGUGCAGGAGAGGUUUGCCUACCUACAGAAUCCGCCUGAUUGCGCUACGGCGAAAAAAUUGGUCUGCAACUUGAAUAAGGGUUGCGGCUAUGGGUGCCAACUCCACCACGCGGUCUACUGCUUCAUGGUGGCUUACGGCACCAAAAGAACCAUGAUUCUGAAAUCGAAAGGCUGGAGGUACCACACGGGCGGCUGGGAGGAGAUUUUCAAGCCCGUCAGCGAGUCCUGUACGGCCCCUAACGGCGCCAGCAUAAGCAACUGGCCGGGGAACCCCGAAACGCAAGUUAUAAACCUGCCCAUCAUCGAUUCCCUGUCUCCCAGACCUCCGUUUUUACCGUUGGCGGUUCCUGAAGAUCUAGCACCAAGAUUGACUAGAUUACAUGGGGAUCCUAUAGUUUGGUGGAUAGGACAGAUAUUGAAGUAUUUGUUGAGGCCUCAGGAUAAAACGCAGUCUAUUAUACAGGAGACUAUGACUAAGAUGGGUUUCCAGAGGCCCAUUGUAGGCGUACACGUUCGUAGGACGGACAAAGUGGGCACGGAAGCCUCCUUUCACAGCAUCGAAGAGUACAUGACGAUCGUGGAAGAGUACUACAAUCAAAUGGAACUGAACGAGACGGUGAAAAAGCGCAGGAUUUACCUGGCCACGGACGAGCCGCGCGUCAUUCAGGAAGCGCGCACGAAAUAUCCGCACUACGAGAUACUCGGCGAUCCGAGUAUAUCGAAGACGGCCGCCAUCUCGACCAGGUACUCGGACUCGUCGCUGUUCGGCAUCGUGUUCGACAUACACAUGCUGUCGAUGAGCGAUUAUUUGGUUUGCACGUUCUCCUCUCAGGUGUGCCGAGUGGCGUACGAGAUAAUGCAGAACUACUACCCGGACGCGUCGGCGCGCUUCCGCUCGCUGGACGACGUCUACUACUACGGCGGGCAGAACGCGCACAACGUGGUCGCGGUGCUGGCGCACGAGCCGAAGCGCGCCGGCGAGAUGUCGAUCAACGUCGGCGACUCGAUCGGCAUCGCGGGGAACCACUGGAACGGCCUCAGCAAGGGCAUGAACGCGCGCACCAAUCAGAUCGCCCUGUUCCCCGGCUUCAAGGUCAAGAACAAGAUCGAGACGGCCAAGUUUCCCACCUACAGCGAAGCCAACAGCCAAGGUGGGGAUGCGGAGGUUAACGUGGCACCCGAAAAACCGAAAGUUGAUCCCGGCGCAGGCACGGUCGGGAACUGGGCCAGCGCCAGGGCCGGCGUCGGCAUCCGGACGGCCGCCGCGACGCCCAGAGGAGGGUUGCAAAGUCUGGCGUCGUCAGUCAGUAGCCGCGUCGAAGGCGUCCCUUCCGCACACGCAAACGCCAGGCACAAACACACGAACGAGACGCGCCGGGCGCCGGAACGCGACACUAAAACGAUGCUCGACAUUCUUCUGACGUUCGAGUGA